GCUGAAGCUCCGGUCACCCUGUUUCGAUUAUUUGGUGGUGACAGUCCUUGUUCUGGGAGCUUGCAGGUAUUUUAUAAUGAAACAUGGGUUCCAGCAGAAGUCAUCCCAGUUUGGAAUAUCAGUGAAGCAACUCCAGUCUGUGAAAAACUGGACUGUGGAAACGCCUUUGAUGUUCAACCACUUCAAUAUCCCAAUUCCCAACUGCAACACUCCCAAUACAAUUCAGGACUGCUUGAGUGUAACUUUGGGGGGCGACAUUUUUUUAACUGCACAGAAGCUCAGAAAGGUUAUUACAUUAAUAGGACGAAUGUCAUCUGUAGAGGUCACAGAGCUGUGCGUUUGGCUGGAGGUAGAGACGCUUGUGCUGGAAGAGUGGAGGUCUGGGAGGAGGGGUUUUGGGGUACUGUGUGUGACGAUUGGUGGGACAUGAAGGAUGGCGAUGUGGCCUGUGCACAGGUGGGCUGUGGAUUUGCUGUGGAAGUGCUGUCGGACGGGGCACGCCAGUUUGGAAAUGGGCACGGCCCUAUUCUGUUGGAUGAUGUGAACUGUACAGGGACUGAAAGAUUUCUGUGGGAGUGCCCAGUUCUCAAACAUAGUGGGGACUGUGGGCACAAAGAAGACGCUGGAGUCAUAUGUUCAGAGCAUAAAGCAAUACGCUUGAGCGGUGGCUUGGACAGGUGUUCUGGCAGAGUGGAAAUCCACCGUAAUGGGUCAUGGGGAACAGUAUGUGACACCUUGUGGGGAAAAGACGAGGGGGCAAUGGUGUGCUCCAUGCUGGGCUGUGGGGACCAGGUGAAGGUCAGCGGUUUUAACACCACCUUCAAACACAACACAACUGUAAAAUGGUUCUAUCAGUGCACUGCAAAUGCUCGUAGUCUUUGGGACUGCAGGGAAAUCGUCAAUAACCCAUACCUCUGCAAGAACUCAUUUGCAGCCGCAGUUGUGUGCAGCAAAUCUCUUGGACUUCCUCGCAUCACAGUCACUGCAGAAGAAACCUGGACCACUGGGACCCCAACAUCUGCUUUUAUUUUAAUAGAAAAGUCAGAUUUUCUUGUCACUCCACCAGUUCUGGGCUGUUUUGUGCUGUCACUUAUUCUGCUGCUGGUGAUGAUUCUUUAUGCUGUGCAGUUAUGUAGGUACAAGAAAAGAGACAAGAUGUCAGUUCAGCAGACCAAUUCUAACCUGCAGACGCUUCUCUUCGUAACUGAGAAUGAUUACCGAGAUGAUGUCAAUAUCAUUAAAGUUACAACAACAAACACACCAAACAACUGCAAUGUAAAUUCUCAAUUAGAAGCCACUCCGCUUGUUAAUGAUGAGUCCUCAUUUGAAGCUGACUAUGAGGACUAUGAUUUCAGUGUAGAACCUGCUGCCACCAUGUCCACCUUUCAAAAUUCCCUUCGAAAUAGAACAGAUAACAGAAGCCCUAGGAUGAGUACUAUCCCAAUGACUACCCUAGCAGAAGAAGAAUUCCAGUAUACUCCCAAUGCACCCAUAUACAGUGAAGCUUUAAAUGAAGACUCCUCCAGCACAUCUUCAGGAGAAAGCUACCAGAAUAACAAGGCUGUGAACUAUAACACACAAUCUGCUGAGGAUUGCAGCAGAUCCGCAGUUUGCACUCCUAACUCAUAUGUGGUCGACGAUGGUGUGUCUUGCCAGGAUGACAAAGAUGUGCACAGUCCAGUGUGGCAACUGCCCCCCUCCCAGUUUGAAAACACCAUGCCCCAGCCACACCACUGCAACCAGUUACACAACAAUUCCAUUGCAUUUAAUCCACUCAUUGACAACACGGCAGACUCCUCCAACACAUCAUCAGGAGAAUGCUACGAGAAUGUCGGCAGACUUAACUCCAAGUCACAAACUAUAGGUGUCUCUGACAAUCAUCAAGGCAAUGUUUGUCAAGAUCUCUCAUCAGAAAGCGAUUAUGACGACAUUGCAAACUACUGACAUUGAUGCAGAGCUGUAUUUCACUCUGGGCAUUCCUUCCAUUCCAUCUGGGUUUACAACAGGUGGAACUGGAUCGUUCUACCUGUUACCUUUACUUUUUUUUCUAUUUUCGAGGAUGGUUACAAAAGUAAUUGUUUGCUACUACUGAUUUCGUUGAAGCUUACUUUUUGAACUACGUACUAUUAAUAUCUGUUUCAUAACCUCAUCCCGUUUUAAUAUCCUCAUCAAUGAGAUGUUUUGUUUCAAGUUAAAACUAAAAAGCGUCUAGUAAAACAUAACAGGAUUCUUAACUCCAAAUCAAUUGAGAUGAUUUAACUACUAUACUUAUAAUACGAGAAGUUCCUUUGUAUAAAACAGUUUUCAAAAGGAUUUGAGGUUAUGAUUUAUGGACCAUAAGCUCAGGUUUUAUGUAUUGAGCUACACAGAGUUCAGCUUACUGCUCAGAUUUCACUGGUUUACCAGCAACAGUCGAUAGGGGUGCAGAUCUCAACUACAUAUUGCAUUUUUCAUUUAUAUUUAGAAAAAAAAAAAAAAAAUGUACAGUAUAAACAGGUAAACCUGUUCUGAGAUUAUUAUUCAUACAAGUCUGUUAUGAAAUUCCUGAGAAUACAUUUUGAUAAUUGUGGGCAGCACUGAUGUACUUUAGCUCUGUUACCUUUCUCUAGCUGGCAUUUUUUUUUUUUUUUUUGUAUAUGUGUGUAUGUAUGUGUAUGUACAGAUAGAUAGAUAGGAGUUUCAUUGGCCCUUAUGGUAUUUGUUCUGAAAAUGUCCAAUAACCAUUACUUAACACAAGACUUCUAAUGAGAUUACAGGAGGUAAGGAAGUGUUCUGCAUUUGUUGGUGACAGAAUAUAAGUGGCCUUGCUACUGUACGCUGUCCCGACAGACUGUGUUCAACCAAACAUUUCCAAGGCAUGUUCCUGAGAAUACCAAAGUUUUGUAAACAACAAAUCAAGAUUCACUUUAUUAAAGUCAUUUU
This is a messenger RNA of Polyodon spathula (Mississippi paddlefish), 2922 nucleotides long. RefSeq names its product T-cell differentiation antigen CD6-like. The coding region runs from base 427 to 1944 and encodes 505 amino acids. Gene Ontology annotation, cellular component: membrane. NCBI's taxonomy places the organism in Eukaryota, Metazoa, Chordata, Actinopteri, Acipenseriformes, Polyodontidae. The transcript is spliced from 12 exons. The record is from RefSeq and is a predicted model, not a curated record.